Messenger RNA from Chrysochloris asiatica (Cape golden mole), 2457 nucleotides. RefSeq names its product KN motif and ankyrin repeat domains 3 (gene KANK3). The coding region runs from base 1 to 2457 and encodes 818 amino acids. NCBI's taxonomy places the organism in Eukaryota, Metazoa, Chordata, Mammalia, Afrosoricida, Chrysochloridae. The transcript is spliced from 10 exons. Gene Ontology annotation, cellular component: cytoskeleton; cytoplasm. The record is from RefSeq and is a predicted model, not a curated record. Gene Ontology annotation, molecular function: protein binding. Gene Ontology annotation, biological process: negative regulation of actin filament polymerization.
AUGGCCAAGUUUGUCCUGAACCAGAACCUACCUGACCUGGGAGGCCCUCGAUUAUGCCCAGGCCCAGUCGGGGGUUCCCGCAGCCCGAGUUCGCCCUACUCUGUGGAGACGCCCUAUGGUUUCCACUUGGAUCUGGAUUUCCUCAAGUACGUGGAGGAGCUGGAGCGCGGCCCCGUCGCCCACCGCGCCCCGGGACCCCCACCCCCACGCCGUCCCCGCGCGUCCCGACCCAACCUAACAGGCGCGCGCAGCCCGGGCGCCUGGACGUCGAGCGAGUCCCUGGCCAGUGAUGAUGGUGGAGCUCCGGGCGCGCCCUUGGGACUCUUGCGGCCGUCACUGUCACCGCGCGUGCCUGCGCGCAAUCCGCGCGUCGAGCAUACGCUGUUGGAGACUAGCCGGAGGCUGGAGUUAGAGCAAACGCACCAACGUGCGCUCAGCCCUGCCCGCACCGCGGCUUCUCUCAGCCCGCGCGGAUCGGGUCUCAGCAGUCCCGCCCCCAACCCCGCCCUCGCCUCACCUGGCCCGGCGCAACUACAGCUGGUGCGCGAGCAGAUGGCCGCUGCCCUGCGGCGCCUGCGCGAGCUCGAGGAGCAGGCGCGCGCGUUGCCCGAAUUGCAAGAGCAGGUGCGCGCCCUGCGCGCCGAAAAGGCGCGGCUGCUGGCCGGGCGCUCGCAGCCCGGGCCCGACGGGGAGGCGGAAGCACGCCCGGCCAAGCUAGCUCAGCUGCGGCGGCUCACGGAGCGCCUGGCCACCUCUGAGCGCGGCAUCCGUGCCAGAGCUGACCCCAGGGCCGACAGCCCAGACGGCUCGGUGGCCAGGCGCCGCGAGGGAACACUCCAGGUCUCCGACGGGGCGUCCCAACCCCGGGAGGAAGGCGCCGAGGCGCUGCGGGAGACCCGGGAUGCCAGCGUGGAGGCGGCCCCGGAGACCCAGGAGGCCGGCGUGGAGGCGGCGCCAGAGACGCAGGAGGCUGGCGUGGAAGUGGCCCCCGAGACAGCCGAGGCGGAUGCCUGGGUGACUGAGGAGCUUCUUGGGCUGUCCGAGGCCGCCGAACGCGAGCUGGAGCUGCUUCGUGCCGGCCUGGAGCACCAGCGUGGGGUGAGCGAGCUGCUUCGGGGCCGACUGCGUGAGCUAGAGGAGGCCCGUGAAGCCGCCGAAGAGGAUGCGGCGCUGGGGACCCGGGUGCAGCCGUGCGAGGUCGCCACCCAGACCUCGUGGGGCUGCGCGGAGAAGGCCACGCAAACCGAGUUCUCUGAAGACGCCCACUCGCUGAUAUCCGAGAGCCUGCCCCAGUUUGCAGAAGGGCCCCCUGUCGUGGCCCCCGCCGGCGUUCUCAAAUCUAUCAUGAAGAAGAGAGACGGCACAUCAGGCUCUCAGCCCAGUCCCAGCACCAAGAGUCUGCAGUUCGUUGGGGUCCUUAACGGAGAGUACGAGAGCUCCUCCAGCGAGGAAGCCAGUGACAGCGACAGUGACGAUGGCGCUGCCGAGCCCCCUCGGAGCAGUUCCUCAGGCUCUGGGGACGACAGCGGCGGAGGAUCGGAUCCCGGCAAUCCCGGCCCUCCCAGCGAUGGGGAUGCUGAGGAUGCUGGAGACCCUGAGGCGGAGGCGAAGGUGGAGCCUCAGCCCGGGACGGAGGAGAGGUGCGAGGUGAGCCCUCGCUUGAGAGAGGCCUGCGCGGCGCUGCACCAACAACUGAACCGGCCCCGCUUGGCCCGCGAUGGCGGUGCGGCACGCCUGGUGGCCCAGGAGUGGUUUCGAGUUUCCAGCCAGCGGCGCUCACGCGCGCCGCCAGUGGCUGCGGUGCUGGGCGCGGUGGCGCGCCUGGGACCUGAGCUAUUGACGCACGUGGUGAAUCUGGCAGACGGCAACGGGAACACAGCCCUGCACUACAGCGUGUCCCAUGGGAACCUGGCCAUAGCCAGCCUGCUGUUGGACACGGGGGUCUGUGAGGUGGACCGGCAGAAUCGAGCUGGCUACUCGGCCCCCAUGCUGGCAGCACUCACCUCCGUGGGGAGGGAGGAGGAGGACAUGGCUGUGGUCCAGAGGCUCUUCCACAUGGGUGACGUCAAUGCCAAGGCCAGUCAGACAGGACAGACAGCUCUCAUGCUGGCCAUCAGCCAUGGCCACCAGGACAUGGUGGCGGCUCUGCUGGCGUGCGGGGCUGAUGUGAACACCCAGGACGCGGAUGGGGCCACAGCACUAAUGUGCGCCAGUGAAUAUGGACGCCUGGAUACUGUCCGGUUGCUGUUGGCCCAGCCGGGUUGUGACCCCGCCAUCCUGGACCAUGAGGGCACCAGUGCCCUGGCCAUCGCGCUGGAAGCAGAACAAGAUGAGGUAGCGGCGCUGUUGCAUGCCCACCUGAGUGCAGGACAGCCAGGGACUCCGCCACCUCCCGACUCCAUGGCCAAGGCUGAAGAAGGAUGCAGUGACAGCGGAGAGGCCCCCCAGCCUCAGUGA